Brassica rapa (field mustard) is the source of this 2557-nucleotide messenger RNA. RefSeq lists its product as uncharacterized. Lineage: Eukaryota; Viridiplantae; Streptophyta; Magnoliopsida; Brassicales; Brassicaceae. The record is from RefSeq and is a predicted model, not a curated record.
UUCGGGAAGGCCUUAUUCUUACCGUCGCUCUCUCUCUCUUGUUUGCGUGUUGUCUUUUUGGAUAAACCCUAGAUCAAGUCAGAAUCUGAGAGAGCCCUCCCCCCAUUGGAAUACAGUUUCUCUCGAGGUAUCAAGAUUUUUUUUUAAAAAAGCCCUAAAAUUGAUCGUAUCAUUCGAGAACGAAGCGUCUGGAUUGUGAGAGGGAAACACUCUUUAUCUUUUCGAAAGCCUUAAAGAUCUGAGACAGAACAAGGUCGGUGGCUAAGGUAAGGCCAAGUUCUAUGCCAAUGUCGAGCAAAACCAUGAACAUGCUGGAAGGUUUGGUUAAAGACUCUUCUUUCAAAUGGCUGCUCGGUAAACAAAGCUCCUUCGAUGAAGAGAUCGAAGAAAUGGGAAGAUCUCCAUCUGCUGGCACCAACUGGAUUCCUGAGCUCUCUCCUGUCGCCAAUGUCGUUGUCCGCAGGUGUUCUAAGAUACUUGGUGUUUCUGCAAAUGACCUGAGAGAUAGUUUCAAACAAGAGGCAUCUGAAUCUCUAAAGCAGCCUUCUCUAUUUGCAAGGAACUUUCUAGAGUACUGUUGUUUCAGAGCACUUUCACUCUCUGUGGGAGUAACAGGUCAUUUAGCUGAUAAAAAGUUUCGUCGUUUAACUUUCGACAUGAUGUUUGUCUGGGAAGUCCCAGCUGUUGCUAGCCAGGCUUUGCUCAGUGUUGAAGAAGAUGCAACAGUGAGUCUAGAAGCCUUCUCUCGGAUAGCACCAGCUGUUCCUAUCAUAGCUGAUGUGAUUAUAUGUGAAAAUCUGUUUGGUAUGCUUACUUCUUCAACGGGUGGUCGGCUCCAGUUCUCUGUUUACGACAAGUACUUAUGUGGACUUGAGAGAGCAAUAAAGAAGAUGAGGACUCAGUCUGAAUCAUCUCUCCUCUCUGGUGUUCGACCAAGAAAGGAGAAGAUUCUGGAAAUAGACGGGACGGUUACUACACAACCAGUUCUCGAACAUGUUGGAAUGUCGACAUGGCCAGGUCGCUUGAUUCUAACAGACCAUUCGCUAUACUUUGAGGCCUUAAAGGUUGUCUCUUACGACAAACCAAAGCGGUAUGACUUAUCUGAAGAUCUAAAGCAAAUAGUUAAACCGGAGUUAACCGGUCCUUGGGGCACUCGGCUUUUCGACAAGGCCGUUUCUUACAAGUCUAUCUCUCUAUCAGAACCAGUGGUGAUGGAGUUCCCAGAGCUUAAAGGCCACACACGCCGUGAUUACUGGCUAGCUGUUAUACGAGAAGUGUUAUACGUUCACAGAUACAUAAACAAGUACAAGAUCGCUGGUUUGGCGAGAGACGAAGCGCUCUCGAAGGCUGUACUUGGGAUCAUACGUGUGCAAGCUAUCCAAGAACUCAGUUUGACAAACUCCAUGUGUUAUGAAAAUCUUCUCCCGUUUAAUCUCUGUGAUCAGCUUCCUGGUGGGGAUCUGAUUCUUGAGACGCUUGCUGAGAUGUCUACUUCGAGAGAGCUUCAUCGAUCAAAUAGAUCCAAAGAUACAGGGACGUUACACUCCUCAGCUUCAGAUAUGGUUUCACAGCUGGGUUCGGUGUUUGGAGGGUCGAGUCCAAGGAGCAGAACGAGUGAGAAGACGAGUAGUCUUGUGGUGGGUGAAGUAGUGGUUGGAGAUGUGAAUCCAUUAGAGAGAGCAGUGAAGGAGUCACGUAAGAACUACGAGAAGGUAGUGCUUGCACAAGAGACUGUUAAUGGUGUCAAGAUGGAGGGAAUUGACACCAACCUAGCCGUCAUGAAGGAACUGAUGCUUCCGGUAAUGGAAACAGGGAACGUGGUUUUGUCUCUGUUGUAUUGGGACGAUCCUAUGAAGUCUACUGUGUUCUGUCUCUUCUCCAGUUUAAUAAUUUGGAAAGGAUGGCUUGUGUACGUCUUUGCUCUUGCAUCUCUCUUCUCCGCAGUCUUCAUGGUUCUCACAAGAUGUUUCAGCAGAGGAAAGCUCACGGUCGAGCUGAAAGUAACCGCUCCUCCACCUAUGAGCACGAUGGAACAGCUUUUAGCAGUCCAGAACGGGAUCUCGGAGCUGGAACAGAACAUUCAAGACGGAAACAUCAUUCUCCUCAAGUUCCGAGCCUUACUAUUCUCGCUUUUCCCUCAGGCUAGCGAGAAGUUUGCAGUUGCUAUGGUGGUUGCAGCUACCAUGUUGGCUUUUGUUCCAGGACGUUACUUGCUUCUACUGGUGUUUGUGGAGCUUUUCACAAGGUACUCGCCGCCACGGAGAGCAAGCACCGAGCGGCUGAUUAGGCGGUUGAGAGAGUGGUGGUUUAGUAUACCGGCAGCUCCUGUGAUCCUCCAACAUGAUGACAAGAACGAAACCAAGAAGAAAAAAUGAGUAAGGGGAUGUUUUUUUUUUUAAUAGUUGCACAGUAUGUAUAUAUACUUAUGUCUUCUAUAUUUACUGCAUAUAUGUACAUUUAUGCAUGGAAUUUUUGUAUGUCGUUCUUUUGUGUGUUAUGAGUCAAUAUCAUGAGUUAAAUCUUGAAAUUAAUAAAAGUAUUUACAAAUUUGGGAUAA